AUGAAUUAAUUUUCUAACUAAUAUUUAUAAGGAACUCAACGAAAGUAUGUGCGCCUCUUCGUUAGCACUGAACAAAAGAAGUUUAUAGCCACAGUUGAUUCAUUUGAAUAGAACCUUUCAGAAUAGAUUGCUAAUUCUUAUGCCUGUGCAUGCGAAUAAUUCCAAUCGGAAUCAUGCUCAAACAGAUACUUAGUGACUAAUAUUAGAUAAAAUGGAUUUAGUGUAAUUAUUCCUAAGGAGUUAAAUAUUGGUUAAGUUUUAAAUGAUUAAUCUUAUAUCACAUGUAAGAUUUGCAAGGAAAAAAACAAAAAUAAGAAAAUGAACAAUUAUCAAAAUUCUGAUAAGAAAACAAAAAAGACUCUAAAAGAGUCAGAGAAGAUAGAAAAUAAUCUUCCAGAUAUCUCUCCUCCCAAAAUUUUAAUUUAAAGCAAUAUACCUUUAACAGAAAAAAGAGAAGAAAAAAAUUAAGGAAACCAAAAAAAGAAAAUCAAAAGAAAAAAGAAAAAAAAUUAAUAAAUUCAAAACUAAUCGAAAUAGAUAAUAAGUGGAGUACAACAAAAUAAUUAAAUUGAGCAAAAUAUGUUUAAUGAUAUACUUUAAGGAGGAGUUUCAUAGUAAAAGGAGAAGGCAAUCGAUAAAAAUCAAAAUAUAAACUUAAAUGAAAGGAUAGACAAUAUUUAUUGCGAUGAUUUGAUAUCAUAUGAUAAAGAUACAAAAUAAUAAGCUAAAAAUAUUAAUAUCUAUUAGCAAGAUUAAAAGAAAAAUGAUUAAAAAUUAAAUUAGGAACUAACAAUAGUAGAAAAAUAAGAUGCUAAUAAUAAAAAAAACAAUUUAUAAGUUAAUAAUAAUAUAGUGAUUAGUAAUGAAAGUAAUCGAUUAUUAAAGGAUACAUUAGAAUACUUUUAAGACUCUUUGAAUAAUUCAAAAGAAAUGCUUAAAGUUCCUAAUUCUUCCUUUCAAACUAACUUAGAGCACACUACUAGAUAUAAAAAAUAAUAAAAGUAACACUAAAAUAAUCUGAAGUAAUAAUAAUAGCUAUCAACUGGGUAAUUAACAUAACAAUAGAAGUAGAAUGAUAUUGUAAUUUAAAAUGCUAAUCAAAGUAAUAAUAAUAUUCAUAAAAAUAAUACUAGGAAAAAUAAAAAGAAAGGUAAAAAUGAUGAUAUUUGA
Messenger RNA from Paramecium tetraurelia, 1170 nucleotides. RefSeq lists its product as uncharacterized. Lineage: Eukaryota; Ciliophora; Oligohymenophorea; Peniculida; Parameciidae. The transcript has 3 exons. The record is from RefSeq and is a predicted model, not a curated record.